CUUCCGUCUUGACCAUCAUCUCCUUUUCCCACAAACACCAUAAACACAGGGCCGUACAACGGUCACCAUUGGUGCCCUCUGCAGCUGUAUUUCUCCCCGUGGGCGCGACGACCGCGCGGAUUCCUCGUUUAUUUUGAACGACCAAACAAACCGGAAUCCAGCUGGCACGCCCGACUCAGGCAGCUUGAGACCGCCAUCCGCCAUGAACGGCGCCGCGUCCAGCGCGCCCCCGCCGCGAGCCACCAAACCUGCACCAGGCCCUGCACCACCAGCGCCCGCAGCUGCGCCCCCGAACCCUCCGGUGGCUAAUGGGCACGCGCCACCGCCGCGGUCGGGCGCGAACGUUAACGGAAACCAUGCACACCCGCAUCCUCAACCCCACCCCGCUACACAGACUGCAAAUAAAGGAAAGAAAAAGAAUGAGCCACCGGUAGACCCCGCCACAAUGUAUGAGAGCCUCAAGAACCGCAUCGCGGCGCUAGAGGAGGAGGAAGUAUUGGAGGAGGAAGAGGAGCGACGGUUCGCUGAGGAAGCGCAGAAGAGUGUCAAAGGAAUGGAGGAGAACGCCAUCCAUGCGAAAUACAUCGAACUUUUCGCAGAGUUCAAGCGUAUGGAGCGAGAUCAUGCAAAGGAGAAGCAGAAGCUCGUCAAGGAUAAGGACGCAGCCAAGAGCCAGCUUUCCAAAGCCAAUCAGACGAAGACCAAGAUGGAGAACCUUGCUCGGGAGCUGCAGAAGGACAACAAGCGAUUGCGCGAAGAUGGCAAGCGCUUAGCGCAGUCGGUCGACGAUGCACAGGAGGAGCUUAUGCAAAUGAAGUCGACACUGACCAAGCGCAAUGAGCGAGUGCAAGCUCAGCAGGACAAGUACGAGACACAGCCCGACAUCGUUGUCAAAGUUGUCUGUCGCUACCGUGCCGAGCUAUUUUUCAAGAUCUCGCGCAAGACCAAGCUAUCACGCUUGUUCGGCGCCUGGACGGACCGGAUGGAGAAGGUGACCAGCGGCGUGCCGACCAUACCGAAGGCACCUGCCAAGGAGCCGUUCGCUAGCAAGCAGGUGGACAAGGGUGGCGAGAGGCCGGAGCGCAGCGACGUGCAGUUCAUCUUCACGCAUGCGGGCCGCGAACUACAUGCGAAUCAGUCGCCGGAGGACGCGGGGAUGGAGGAUGGGGAUGAGAUCCUUGCCGUCGAGAUCAUGGACCUCACGGAGAACAUUCCUGCUGAUGAUGGUCCUGACUCUGCGCAAGAGCCUAGUAUCCUUCACAGGCAGCUUCUGCGCAAGAACUGGUCCACUGAUCCUCAGGAGGCCAGACGUACGCUUGAAGAUAUCUUCGACAGCGUUGUCCGAGAACGCUUGAAGGAGGUCCUCAGGCAAUAUGAGCUGCGCGAGAGACAUUUCGAAUGUGUUAUGCGUUCGAAAGAGCUUGAGGUGCUGCUGUCUCGAGCGCGAGCAUCUGAACAGAAGCAGCUGCUCGAUUCAGAGAAGGCGCAUUGGGCGAAGGUUGAGGAAGAUAACGCCUUGCUCCGAAAAGAACUCGAAGACGCGCAGAACGGGCAGACAAUCCUCAUCGACAAGCUGAUACAGUGUUGUCAAGAGGUCGUUCGAAAGCCCAAUUCAGAACGAACACAACGAUUAUUCGCGUCGUUGCGGGAUGAGUUGGAGAAGAAGAGACCGAAGGCGCCGCGGAAGGCUUCAGUGGACAAUUCAACAGGGGGCUAGGGCUCGCUACGUCCUCUGUUGUGUAAAUUCAAUCAUUCCCAGUUCGCUUGGUUGAGCUAGCCAUUUUCUGUCGUUGUGGCGAGUGCUGCGCAUGAAACGGUGAGGGACGGG
Messenger RNA from Schizophyllum commune H4-8, 1828 nucleotides. RefSeq lists its product as uncharacterized. The record is from RefSeq and is a predicted model, not a curated record. NCBI's taxonomy places the organism in Eukaryota, Fungi, Basidiomycota, Agaricomycetes, Agaricales, Schizophyllaceae. The transcript has 11 exons. Gene Ontology annotation, molecular function: syntaxin binding. The coding region runs from base 203 to 1717 and encodes 504 amino acids.